AUGUCCUCAACACCCCCCUCCCCGUCCCUCGCCCAGGGCCCAGCAGCGCCCAAAUCCACCCCCCCAAUCCACGUCCUACCGAACAACAUCUCAAAAACCUACGCCCUCAUCCACCCGGUUCUCCUCCUCGUGCUGCUCGCCCUCCGCUUCAAUGCCCUCGUCGCAGACCCCGUCGCCGAGCUGCUCAGCAACCUCCCCUUCCUGGCCCUGCUGCAGGUCACCUUCGUCAUGACCUGUCUUCCACCCGCGGGGUCCGCAAAAGACGAGGACGACAAAUCCAGUGCCAGUUCGUCGACACAUGCAGGUUCAACCUCGGGCGUGAUCCUCAAACCAGGCAAAAUCGGGCUCCGACGCAAGAACACCCCAAAGUCCGAUUCGGGGUCUCUGUCUGCUAAGCUUCUUCCCGCAGUCCUCUCCCUAACGCUAACAACCCUCCUCGCAACCCCCGUGCUCACAAUCCUCCUCAUCCUCUUCGGCGCCCCGCUAACAACCCACCACGCCGAGACGCUCCUCUGCGCUGCGCACAUGGCCGUACUGACCUCCACCGCGCUCAUCUACGUGCACGGCGUGGACGGUUCCGUCUGGAAGGAGGUCUGGGGCGCGAAGAGACCCGCCGAUGCCGUUUGGGGGGCUGCGCUGGGCACGUGUGUCGGGGCUUGGUUCGGUGCUGUGCCUGUUCCUUUGGAU
Aspergillus bombycis is the source of this 687-nucleotide messenger RNA. Its product is annotated as PIG-F family protein. The transcript has 2 exons. Gene Ontology annotation, biological process: GPI anchor biosynthetic process. Gene Ontology annotation, cellular component: endoplasmic reticulum membrane. Lineage: Eukaryota; Fungi; Ascomycota; Eurotiomycetes; Eurotiales; Aspergillaceae. The record is from RefSeq and is a predicted model, not a curated record. The annotation marks the transcript as partial.